GAGUUUCAGCGAAGAAAGAAAGAAAGAAAGAAAGAAAGAAAGAAAGAAAGAAAGAUCAUCAUCAGAAGAAGAAAUCUUGCGAUGGAUGAUGAUCAUAAGAAACCGCCGACGAUGGAGGAGAUUCACGAGAUGAUGAUAAGCUCCUUUAUGACUAAGAUCACAUCUUCUUCGAGACAAGUCGCUAGAGUCCUUCUUGAAGCUCAUCAAUGGGAUGUGGACGCUGCAGUCUCCGGCUUCAACGACGCCAACUCCGUCGCCGUCGCAACCAACACCGCCGACGGAUGGAGAAAUGUUGCAAACCCUAGAGACCCACGACUCUCUGCAGCUCGAACUCUGUCUUCGAUUCUCCGAGUAGACAUCCCUGUUUCAUCAUCUCCUCCUUCGAGUCCGAUACGGUUGCGAUCACCACGGUCUCCUUCUCGUGCACGUCAUCAUCCGUUUAGCAGGGAGACGAUUCAAAGCGAUGAGCAAAAGCACGAUGUUGAUGACACUGCUGAAGAGUCAGAUGAUGUCGAAAGAGCUCCUCCUCUACUACCAUCAUCAUUACCAAGAAGACUAAAAUUCAGAAGCAUGAGCGAGAUUCUUUCAGUUAUUCCUCAAGUGAUCACGCGCAUUGUCACUGUUUGGAGGAAUGGUCUCACUCUCGAUGAUAAUCCCUUAUGGACAUUUGAUGAUCCCCUAAGUAAAGCGUUCCUCGAGAAAAUUGAAAGCUUGGAGUCACCACGUGCAGUCGAUUCCCGAGAUGGCAAACAGCGUUUCCUUGUCAAAAUCAUUAGGCGUCAACAAGAAGACUACCCUGGGUCGUCAUCACCUAAACCAUUCCAACCAUUCUACGGUGUGGCACGAACCCUAGCCAAGUCAGACGACACUGUCUCUACUGAGCCACCAGCUUCAUCAGACUCAGUGACCACAGAACCAACACCAUCAGCGGAUCCCACAGCGCCAACAACCUCGAUCCAGCUCGUAUUAGCAGAUGGCACACGCCUUAACUCCCGGUUCAAUACUCACCAUACCAUCAGAGACGUUCGAGACUUCAUUGACGCGGCUAGACCAGAUGCCUCCAGAGACUACCAGUUACUCAUCAUGGGGACGUUUCCUCCUAAACCACUGACUGACUUAGACCAAACCAUCGAGCAAGCUGGCAUCUCCAACUCUGUUCUCACCCAGAAGCCCUAGACCUUUUGCUUAAGCACAUAAAAGAUCAGUUCGAUAGGUUACAAAUGUUGAUAUCAUUUAAGAAAACAUUUUUUUGUUGUUGUUUUGACUUUCUUCUCUCUGGGCUAAAAGUCUUUAAGGUGCUUAACCCUCUUCUUGUACUUAGAAUAUAAAUAAAGGAAG
This is a messenger RNA of Raphanus sativus (radish), 1338 nucleotides long. RefSeq names its product plant UBX domain-containing protein 5. NCBI's taxonomy places the organism in Eukaryota, Viridiplantae, Streptophyta, Magnoliopsida, Brassicales, Brassicaceae. Gene Ontology annotation, molecular function: ubiquitin binding. The record is from RefSeq and is a predicted model, not a curated record. Gene Ontology annotation, cellular component: nucleus; cytosol. The transcript has 4 exons. The coding region runs from base 82 to 1176 and encodes 364 amino acids. Gene Ontology annotation, biological process: Golgi organization; proteasome-mediated ubiquitin-dependent protein catabolic process; autophagosome assembly.